AUGUACCGAAUGGUGAAUGUGCAGCCAAACGAUCAAGACUUGCAAAGAAUCCUUUGGCGAGAUUCUCCUAGCGAUCCUGUCAAGAGUUAUAAACUCACCACGGUGACGUACGGGACAGCAUCUGCCCCAUAUCUGGCGACGAAAUGCUUGCAAACCCUGGCAAAGCAAGGAUGCCAGAGCUACCCCAUCGGAGCGAGAGCAGUAGAGGAAGACUUUUAUGUCGACGACAUGCUAUCGGGGGCAGAUUCAAUUGAGCAAGCACGCGAGCUGGUGUCACAAACAAGCCAGCUUUUGAAAUCAGCAGGUUUUGUGCUGCGGAAAUGGCGAACUAACAAAAAAGAGGUGCUAAAAGAUCUGCCGCCCCACCUGUGCGAUGAAGAGGGUACCAAAGAACUGGAUUCCACGAGUGCGGCAGUGAAAACUCUUGGUUUACUGUGGGAUUCGUACAGCGACAAUUUUCGAUUCAAUGUACCAAAAUGGAAUAGCAGUGCUAUCAUCACGAAAAGAGUCGUCCUGUCUGAUGCCGCUCGCAUAUUCGACCCGCUAGGCUUGGUAAGUCCUGUCGUUAUCCUAGCGAAGGUAUUUUUACAAGAUUUGUGGAAGGAAAAGGUUGAGUGGGAUAUGCCAUUACCUGAAGAGUUCGAAGCAUAUUGUUUGGAGUUUCGGAGAAAUAUGAUGAGCCUUGAUACCAUCACUGUACCGCGUUGGAUUGGAGCCAGCUCAAAAUGUAUAGAAGUGGAGUUGCAUGGGUUCUGCGAUGCCUCCGAGAAGGCAUACGGAGCCUGCAUUUACCUGAGAAGUGUAUGGGAUGAUGAUACCGUGGCCGUACGUCUGCUGACGUCUAAAUCCAAAGUUUCACCGUUGGAAGAUUUAGAGAGGAAGAAGAAGAACAGUCUAUUCCACGCUUAG
Messenger RNA from Wyeomyia smithii (pitcher-plant mosquito), 909 nucleotides. RefSeq lists its product as uncharacterized. The record is from RefSeq and is a predicted model, not a curated record. The coding region runs from base 1 to 909 and encodes 302 amino acids. The transcript has a single exon. NCBI's taxonomy places the organism in Eukaryota, Metazoa, Arthropoda, Insecta, Diptera, Culicidae.